AAUCUAUAGUUUUGUAAUACUGUAUUGAGCAGAUUUUAAUAUUUAUGUUAUGACCAUUCAUGUACUGUUAGACAUUAACAACUAGUGAGCUUGUUACUACCUUUUAAAUUAUUUUAAAAUACUCUAAUGUUGCCAGAAAUUUUUUUGCAUCUGUAUUUCCCCAUUUCUUUUUUAAAAAUUUGGAUUAAGUAAUAACUUAGUUUUAGAGAUCUUCCUAGAAAAAUUUGCUGUCUUAACAUGCUCCUAAAAACUAAGCUCAUGAAACUUGAGUGCACAAUUGACAAAAACUAAAUAUAGCUUUGUGCUUUAAAAAUGGAAUUAUGUUUAUUCUUGAUUAUUAGGCUCAGAAUAUGUAUACUUCGGUUUUGAUUUAAAUUUAUAGACUUCCUUAUUGAAGGAAAGGAACACAUGCAUAUCUAGUCUGCACUCUGCGUCUUAUCCCAUUCACAUGGCAGUUUGUAAUGAAAAGAGAGCAAUCUCUGCCUUAUCUUUAACAAGUGUUUCAGAGAUUCUGUGAGUCAGCUCUGGGAACCAAGAACCAGCGAUGGUUGCCUCUAAAAUGUUGCCUGUGUCCUUAUUAAUUGGUGAAAAUGUCUUCAAAUUGGGACUCAGUAAUAGAGAAGUAAAAAUGCUGCAUAUUCUUCUUCUUCCUCUCUCUUUUAUCCUUGAUAUAGAACCUUUGUUUCAUUGGCUCAGAAUGUUCAGCUUCAUUUACAUCUAAUGAAGAAACAUUAGACAACCAUUAUUUUAUUCUUUGCAUCAUUAUUUUAGAACAAACUAGUUUAAAGUAAACAGAUUAAACUAAAAUUUUAUGGGAUAUGUUUAGAGAAGAGUAAGUUUUAAAGACUACAUUCAGGUCCUGGGUUUAUUUAUUCUGUGUUGACUUUUAGUCCCUGAUUGUUUUUAUACCUUGUCUUUGAGUCCUUGAAAUGUGUCACUUGAAGCAUAUAUUAUUUCUGUCCUAUCUUUAGGUUUCAGAAGAACAAUAUUUAAAUUGAUCUCUAUUUAAAAAAAAAAAAAGGUUUUCUCCAACUGAUUCUUUGGCUGUUGAUACCGAGCCGAGAAAGACUGUACGAUGAACGGUGACACGCGGGCUGCGGUGGUGACCUCGCCACCCCCGACCACAGCGCCUCACAAGGAGAGGUACUUCGACAGGGUGGAUGAGAACAACCCGGAGUACUUGCGAGAGAGGAACAUGGCACCGGACCUUCGCCAGGACUUCAAUAUGAUGGAGCAGAAAAAGAGGGUGUCUAUGAUCCUGCAGAGUCCCGCUUUCUGCGAAGAGUUGGAAUCAAUGAUACAGGAACAAUUUAAGAAGGGGAAGAAUCCCACAGGCCUGUUGGCAUUACAGCAGAUUGCAGAUUUUAUGACCACGAACGUACCGAAUGUCUACCCUGCAGCUCCGCAAGGAGGGAUGGCUGCCUUAAACAUGAGUCUUGGUAUGGUGACUCCUGUGAAUGAUCUGAGAGGGUCUGAUUCAAUCGCCUAUGACAAAGGGGAGAAAUUAUUGCGGUGUAAGUUGGCAGCAUUUUACCGACUUGCAGAUCUGUUUGGAUGGUCUCAGCUUAUCUAUAAUCACAUCACAACCAGAGUGAGCUCUGAGCAGGAACAUUUCCUCAUCGUUCCCUUUGGACUUCUCUACAGUGAAGUGACCGCGUCCAGUUUGGUUAAAAUCAAUUUUCAAGGAGAUGUGGUAGAUCGCGGGAGCACUAAUCUGGGAGUAAAUCAGGCCGGCUUUACAUUACAUUCUGCAAUUUAUGCUGCAAGGCCAGAUGUGAAGUGCGUGGUCCAUAUUCACACGCCAGCAGGGGCCGCGGUCUCUGCGAUGAAAUGUGGCCUCUUGCCGAUCUCCCCGGAGGCACUUUCCCUUGGAGAAGUAGCUUAUCAUGAUUAUCAUGGGAUUCUGGUUGAUGAGGAGGAAAAAGUAUUAAUUCAGAAAAAUCUGGGGCCUAAAAGCAAGGUUCUUAUUCUGCGGAACCACGGGCUCGUAUCCGUCGGAGAGAGCGUUGAGGAGGCUUUCUACUACAUCCACAACCUUGUGGUCGCGUGCGAGAUCCAGGUUCGGACUCUGGCCAGUGCAGGAGGGCCAGACAACUUAGUCCUCCUGGAUCCUGGCAAGUACAAAGCCAAGUCCCGUUCCCCAGGGUCCCCGGCAGGGGAGGGUACCAGCUCACCUCCCAAGUGGCAGAUUGGUGAGCAGGAGUUCGAAGCUCUGAUGCGGAUGCUCGAUAAUCUGGGUUACAGAACUGGCUACCCUUACCGAUACCCUGCUCUGAGAGAGAAAUCUAAAAAGUACAGCGAUGUGGAGGUUCCUGCGAGUGUCACAGGGUACUCCUUUGCUAGUGACGGGGAUCCGGGCACUGGCUCCCCUCUCAGACACAGUUUUCAGAAGCAGCAGCGAGAGAAGACAAGAUGGCUGAACUCUGGCCGGGGUGACGAUGCUUCUGAGGAAGGGCAGAACGGAAGCAGUCCCAAGUCGAAGACUAAGGUGUGGACGAACAUUACACACGAUCACGUGAAACCCUUGCUGCAGUCUCUCUCGUCCGGUGUCUGCGUGCCAAGCUGUAUUACCAACUGCUUGUGGACUAAAGAGGAUGGACAUAGAACCUCCACCUCCGCUGUCCCUAACCUGUUUGUUCCAUUGAACACUAACCCCAAAGAGGUCCAGGAGAUGAGGAACAAGAUCCGAGAGCAGAACUUGCAGGACAUUAAGACGGCUGGCCCCCAGUCCCAGGUUUUGUGUGGUGUAGUGAUGGACAGGAGCCUUGUCCAGGGGGAGCUGGUGACGGCUUCCAAGGCCAUCAUUGAGAAGGAGUACCAGCCCCACGUCAUUGUGAGCACCGCGGGUCCCAACCCCUUCAGCACGCUCACCGACCGGGAGCUGGAAGAGUACCGUAGGGAGGUGCAGCGGAAGCAGAAGGGCCCUGGAGAGAUUCUGGACGAGAGCAGAGAAGAGAAGGAGAAGAGUCCUCCAGAACACCCUGCUGCCCCCCACACCCCCCCCAGCACCCCUGUCAAGCUUGAGGAAGACCUGCCGCAGGAGCCCGCCUCCAGAGAGGACAGUGACGCUGCCACCUUCAAGCCGACUCUCCCCGACCUGUCCCCUGAUGAGCCUUCAGAAGCGCUCGGCUUCCCGACAUUGGAGGAGGAGGAGGAGGAGGAGGAAGAGGAGGAGGGGCUCUGUGAGGCCCGCGAGCCCCCCAGCCCCGCCAGGUCCCCCUUGGUGGCCAGCCCUGAGCCAGCCUCCGCCCGGGCGGCUGAAGAGGCCGCCUCCCCAGCUGCCGAGGACCCUGGCAGCGACGGGUCUCCGGGCAAGUCCCCUUCCAAAAAGAAGAAGAAAUUCCGCACCCCCUCCUUUCUGAAGAAGAGCAAGAAGAGGAGUGACUCCUGAAGACCCCGUCCUGCACCAGCUGACGCCACCAGACCGUCCCCGAUCGCGUCUCGUGUCCUGUCUUCCCGUGUAGUGAAUGCAAAAAGCCCAGCCCUCCAUGUAGCUAGAGCUCCCCUCCCGGCCUGACCAGACCCCCACGUCCACCGGUGCUCGCCUUGCGUGUGUGCGCAGCGGUCCCCCCCCCCUCCUCCCCGGCCCGCAGCCUCAGGUUCUGGGGGAGACGAAUCCACGUCCCUCCCAUCCGUCUGCCCCUUGGUGACACCCUCUCCCCUGGCGGUGAGAAGUCCUGGUCCUGGCCAGACGGUCGGAGGCCCUGCCGGCUCUGGCCUUGACCGCUCUCUCCUUCUGUUGUGAGGUGACCCGUGCUGUGUGCUAGGCUCCCCUUCACCCCCAGGUCUCGGGUGACUGAAUCAGACUUGUAGUUUCCUGCUGGCGUUACCUGCUGGGUGAGUGAUCUCACUCUGUGGACACAAAGCCUCAGUCCUGUGAAAACACUCACGUGCCCACCAACGGCCCAGGGCGUAACAACAGCCUUUGAGAGGCGGGUUUGGGCUGAGCCGGAAACCCCAACAGCAAAGGGGACCUGUGUCUGCCCAGCACAAGCUAUGUGUGGUCUGAUUACCUGAGGCCAGAAACAGGUUCAGGGGCUCCCCAUUUCUCACUCACUGGGGUCUCUGGGUUCCUGUCAUGGGGAAGAUACAUCAAGACAGGGGAAGGGUCCUUUCUAGAAUUUUUUUUUCAGCAGGUUUGCAAUUUACCCUACGUUUUUUACCGUGAACAGGCCACUUUUUAGUAAGUUUCUUCUCUGCUCACUCGUCUGGGGGACGUUUUGGACCGAGAAGGGGUCUUCUCUUACCUUUAACUCUGCCUCGAAGACCCCCUGGUUUUGGUAAAAGGCGCAAGGUACAAGACGCAGUGGUCCCUCCCUCACUGCUUGUACCAGCCACUUAUGAGCCGUGACUUGCUCUCCUUGUUCGGCAUCGUGAAGUUUCACUUAACUCAGACCCCUGAGAAACCACAUGAAGCUGCUUAGCGGGACUAGUGGGUGACCCAUUCCAGGAGCUGCCCCGGUGCCAGCCUGACCAGGCACCGGCAGGCCUCCUCCCCGGGCGGACCCACGCUGCUGACACCAAGGCAGGACCUGAGGCUGGCUGCAUGGCGCUGACCACUGCUUUGAGCUUGCUGGCGACUUGCUUUUCUCCUGUGUGUCACUUUGUUGCCAUGGUGGCGUCCAGGCGCUGAGCCCUCAGCCCGUACUUCAGUUGACCCCGGACUCUUUACCCCUUCCUUUUGUCCCUCACAUGCAAUGACUUUUAUUUCACUUUUGUAGUUUAUUUUAACUCUUUGUAUUACAACAUGAAGUCUAGUCGCAUAUAUGGAUACAGGCUUGGGAGGAUGGGUCCUCUGUCCUCCACUGUAACGUGUUUUACUCACAAAUAAAAUUCUUUAAGCAGUUUCCUUGUCUAAA
This is a messenger RNA of Panthera uncia (snow leopard), 4859 nucleotides long. It is a transcript of the gene ADD1, whose product is annotated as adducin 1. Lineage: Eukaryota; Metazoa; Chordata; Mammalia; Carnivora; Felidae. The transcript is spliced from 15 exons. Gene Ontology annotation, cellular component: adherens junction; cytoskeleton; focal adhesion. Gene Ontology annotation, molecular function: actin filament binding. Gene Ontology annotation, biological process: positive regulation of adherens junction organization; barbed-end actin filament capping; positive regulation of establishment of endothelial barrier. The record is from RefSeq and is a predicted model, not a curated record. Bases 1076 to 3391 code for a protein of 771 amino acids.